CUCCACUCUGAAAAGGAUAAAGGUGAUGGUCAAGUCAGAUACUCCCUGAGUGGUGAUGGAGCAGCAUCCAUUUUCACCAUUGAGGAGGACACAGGAGACAUCCAUGCCACGAAGAGGCUGGACCGAGAACAGCAGGCCUACUACACCCUGAGAGUACAGGCCAGGGACCGGAACACCAACCUGCUGGUGGAGCCAGAGUCUCAGUUCAUCAUCAAAGUCCAGGACAUCAACGACAAUGCACCCAGGUUCCUGGAUGGACCAUACACCACCAAAGUGGCAGAGGGAUCCCCUGUAGGAACGUCUGUGGUGACAGUAGUGGCAACAGAUGCUGAUGAUCCAACCUAUGGAAACUCUGCUAGACUGGUUUACAGUAUCCUGCAGGGUCAGCCUUACUUCUCUGUAGAUCCAAAAACAGGUGUGGUCAGGACAGCUCUACCUAACCUGGAUCGGGAGGUGCAGGACCAGUACCUGCUGGUCAUCCAGGCCAAAGACAUGUUGGGUCAGAUGGGAGCUCUGUCAGGAUCCACGACUGUCACCGUGACCCUGACUGAUGUCAACGACAACCCACCUCACUUCCCACGCAAAAGUUACCAGUUCAUAGUCCCGGAGUCAGUCCUGGUAUCAUCAGUGGUGGCGAGGAUCAGAGCUGUAGAUCUGGAUGUGGGUCCAAAUGCUGAGGUGGACUACAAGAUUUUGGAUGGAGAUGGACUUGGAACAUUCAGAAUUCAGACUGAUCCAAAUACCCAGGAAGGACUGGUUUCUUUACACAAGACUCUGGACUUUGAAACUAAAUCCAGCUACACUCUGAACAUCGAGGCGUCCAAUCAACAUGUGGACCCCCGUUACCUGUUGGUGGGCUCAUUUACUGAUGUAACAACGGUCCUGCUGCUGGUGGGGGAUGUGGAUGAACCCCCGGCGUUCUCUGUCUCAGUCAGUCAGAUGAUGGUCUCAGAGGCGGCUCUGGUUGGAUCUCAUGUGGGAUCAGUUUCUGCUCAUGACCCAGAUUCUUCCAACAGCCCAAUCAGGUAUUCCAUCGACAGGACGUCAGACGUUGAGCAUUUCUUUAUGAUUGACAGCAGUUCAGGUGUCAUCAGCACGAACAGACGUCUGGACAGAGAGAUGUGUGAUGUGUACAACCUGACUGUCCUGGCCACUGAGACCUUGGAUUUGUCUCAGGUGGGGAAAGCUGUGGUUCUCAUUUCUGUAAUGGAUGUUAACGACAAUGCUCCUAGCUUUGCUAUCAAGUAUCAAACAUCUGUUUGUGAGAACGCCCCACCUGGACAGGUCAUUGAAACUCUGAGUGCCGUGGAUCCAGAUGAGCCAGAGACCGGACACCACUUCCAGUUCUUCCUGGCAGCUAACGCUGCCAUGAACCAGAGCUUUUCCUUCUCCUUGAGAGACAACAACGACAACACGGCGUCCCUGCUGGUGCAGCGUGCAGGUGUCCUGCAGCAGGACCUCCUCCUCCUGCCGGUGGUGAUCUCAGAUGGUGGCAGUCCGUCCCUCAGCAGCACCAACACGCUAACCGUUAGCGUGUGUACCUGUGAGCCGCAGGGAGCCCCCCGUGUCUGCAGGCAGGGGGUCUAUCUGCUGACACCUGGCCUCAGUGUCCUCUCUGCUGCCGCACUCACCUGUGUGCUCACACUCUCAGGUGUUGUCAUGGUAACCGUUGUCCUAAGACUGAGGAGGACAGAGUGUCAGACGGUGGACAAUGAGCCAGUCCUCCAGGAGAACAUGGUUUGUUACGAUGAUGAAGGUGGAGGUGAGGAGGACACCAGGGCCUUCGACAUGUUCACUCUGACACACCUGAACCUGAGGGGCGGGUCCAACCACACACACCUGAACCUGAGGGGCGGGUCCAACCAGUCCAGGACUCAGAAAACCAGUCUGUUCCAGGAGUUCCUCAGGGACCAGCUCCAGGAAGCAGAUCUGGACCCGACGGCACCACCCUUAGACUUCCUGCAGACCUACGCCUUCGAAGGCCACGGCUCAGUAGCUGAGUCUCUGAGCUCCCUGGACUCUCUGACCUCACUGGACCCGCUCACCCUGCUGGAGUCUGAGCACAGCUACGCCUUCCUGAGGGACUGGGGACCCAGGUUCAGGAGGCUCGCAGACCUGUAUGGACACACACAGAAAGUGGGCGUGGCCUCAGACCACAGCUGAGUGGACAACAGGUGUGUGUUUACAGGUUUUCUCCAUUAUUUAGACACAUGUUCUGAAAGCUGUCAGAACUGAACACACCCCUCAUUUUACUGCAACAACAAUGUGUCACACAACAGUGUUCACCCUGAAAUCACCACAAAACAAACAAAACAAACACAAUAAAAUGUUGUGACCAUGUGGUCUCUGAGAUUAUGACCUCUGGUCUUCCUCAUCCUCUUCUUCCUGUCCUCUACAGCUAACGUUCUGAUGCUAAAGCUAAUCUGUGACAGGUGUUUGCUCAUGUGAUGAGAGUGUGUGUGUUGUAAUCACACACAGUGUGUUGUAAUCACAC
Molecule: messenger RNA, 2494 nt
Organism: Austrofundulus limnaeus
Lineage: Eukaryota; Metazoa; Chordata; Actinopteri; Cyprinodontiformes; Rivulidae
Product: cadherin-7
Biological process (GO): cell-cell adhesion mediated by cadherin; cell-cell junction assembly; multicellular organism development
Cellular component (GO): plasma membrane; catenin complex; adherens junction
Molecular function (GO): beta-catenin binding; cadherin binding; calcium ion binding
Source: RefSeq, a predicted model, not a curated record